Molecule: messenger RNA, 979 nt
Organism: Spinacia oleracea (spinach)
Lineage: Eukaryota; Viridiplantae; Streptophyta; Magnoliopsida; Caryophyllales; Amaranthaceae
Product: protein C2-DOMAIN ABA-RELATED 4
Exons: 4
Coding region: 211-765 (184 amino acids)
Source: RefSeq, a predicted model, not a curated record
UCUCUCCUCUCCUAUGAUAUACAAUAUCAUUCUAUUGAAUCCAAUGCAAUUUUGUUGUUUAUAAGAAAAUCCGCAAACAAAUAAAAACUAAUACGAAUCUUAUCCCAGAAAAAUCUCAAAUUUUCAUAUUGAAGAGAAGAAUAUUACUUUUUGAAUUAUCAAAAGUAGUGCAGCUCCAAGGUUUAAAUUUUCGUAAAAGGUAGAAGAAAAAUGGAUUCUCCGCCGAAGACGCCACCACGUGGUAGUCGUUCACCAGGAUCUUCCUUGAUGGAUAAUCUUUUAGGUCUUUUAAGAGUGAAAGUAAUAAAAGGGAUAAAUCUUGCUGUUAGAGAUGUUCGGACAAGUGAUCCUUAUGUGGUAAUCAAGAUGGGCAAACAGAAAUUGAAGACUCGUGUGAUUAAGAAAGACGUGAAUCCUGAAUGGAACGAAGAUCUCACCCUUUCUGUUUCAGAUCCCACUUUACCUAUUAAACUGACGGUGUAUGAUCAUGAUAUGUUUAGUAAAGACGAUAAAAUGGGAGAGGCAGAAUUUGACAUCAAGCCCUUCAUAGAUGCCUUGAAGAUGAACUUAGAAAAUCUACCAAGUGGAACUUUAAUCUCAAGAGUUCAACCUUGUAGAAAAAAUUGCUUGGCAGAAGAAAGUCACAUUAUUUGGACAGAGUCAAGGACUAUUCAAAAUCUUUGCUUGAGGUUAAAAAACGUUGAAUGCGGGGAAGUCGAACUUCAACUCCAAUGGAUUGAUCUUCCAGGUUGCAAGGGCUUAUAGAAACUAUUCAUGGAUCAGAUCAACCCGACCGAUUUUAUUUUAUAUUUUAUGUAUGUUUAUAAUGCACAUAAAUUUGUCCUCUAAAAGUUUAAUAUAUAGAUCGACCUACUUCAGACCCAGGCUACAAAAGUUUUCUGAUAAGGAUGUAUUUAUACAAUUAUACUACUCCGUCCGUUUUUAAAUAUAUACUAGAAACAAUUUGACUUUUGCAUUA